GAGGCCGAAGAGCUCUUGUUACAAGUCGUAGAGACGUGUAGGAAGCUGUUUGGAGAAGAUCACAGAGAAACCGAAUACAGCAUAAACAACCUAGCAUGGACAUAUAGGAGACGGGAGCUAUGGGAAAAGGCGGAAAGAUUGGAGGUAUACGUAUUAGAGAAGAUCAGGACGAGGUUUGGGGAACACCAUUCUAGUACAUGGACCGCCAUGGGAAAUCUUUCACAUACCUACCGGAACCAAGGCCGUCUCAAGGAAGCGGGUGAUCUAGACCUUCAAAGGGUUGCACUUCAAGAGCAAUCCCUUGGUGAAGAGCAUCCUACUACUAUCGCAAGUAAAGAGGACCUAGCGUGGGUCUAUAGCUCCGAGGGAAAAUUCGACAAAGCGAAAAAGCUGCAAAAAGAUAUACUGAAGCUUUCAGCGCGUGUAUUUGGCGAAGAGAGCGGUGUAUUUCGGGGCUUUUCUGCAAACCUCGCAACAACGUAUCGGGAAAUGGGGCACUGGAAAAAGGCCAGGAAGCUACUUGAACGCCUAGUGGAGGCAUGCCGGAAAGCAGGGACCGAGAAGAGUGACGGUGCGCUAGAUAACAUGGCUGCACUGGCAACGAUGUACAGAAUGACGGGCCACUUAGGAAAGGCUGAAGCUUUGAUUAAAGAAGUCAUAGAAGGGAGAACGGAAUUAGUGGGAAGGAAUCAUCCCUGGACAAUGUCCGACAUGUCCAUCCUAGCCGCAACUUAUCGCGACAAAGGACAGCUCAAAGAAGCUGAAGAGCUUUUGCUAGAGAAAGAAAGAGCGAAUGAAUACGGGAGGAGCCGCCCUGCUAUACUGCGUCAUAUGGGCAUCCUUGCUGGUGUGUAUCGGGAUCAAGAGCGCUGGAAGGAAGCUGAAGAUUUGGAAAGACGGGCGUUACGCACAAGUAUGGACGUGUUCGGAGAGGAAAAUCCUGAUACGUUGCUCACGAUGAAUAAUCUGGCGUUUACACUGCACGCACAGGGUUGCGUUGAUGAGGCAAUCUCAAUAAUGACCGAAUGCUAUGAAUUGCGGGUAAAGGUACUCGGUUCUCAGCAUCGAUACACCAUCUCCUCGUUGGAGUGCCUAGAGGAAUGGCAGUCAGAGCAUCGGGGUAGCUAA
This is a messenger RNA of Mytilinidion resinicola, 1128 nucleotides long. RefSeq names its product TPR-like protein. Gene Ontology annotation, molecular function: protein binding. NCBI's taxonomy places the organism in Eukaryota, Fungi, Ascomycota, Dothideomycetes, Mytilinidiales, Mytilinidiaceae. The annotation marks the transcript as partial. The record is from RefSeq and is a predicted model, not a curated record. The transcript has a single exon.